AUGGAAAAUCAGCAACAACAACCAUCCGCCACAUCCCUCUGCCGAGCUGGCUGCGGGUUCUUCGGCUCAGCGGCCACGGAAGGACUCUGCUCGAAGUGCUACAAGGAUUCGAUCAAGCGCAAGCAAGACACCGCUCGUCUAAGCCCUACAGUUGCCAUGUCAUCACCUUCCUCGUCGGUGGCUCCGCCGCCUGUCGUCUCAGAGGCUUCGAUGCGCGACUCGAUUGCCUCGAAUCCUCCCGCUGCCGCCUCAAAUCAAUCGUGCGCCCAAGCGGCUCUUGCCACCGAGGAAGUCGUGGGAAAAUUGGAAAGUGCAGCUGCAAAAGCUGAAGCUGAGACUGGAGUUUCGGAGGCUUCUGAUUCGCCAACUGUUUCGUCGGCUCCCGUGAAGAAGGCCAAUCGCUGCCAUCAAUGCAACAAACGUGUAGGACUUACUGGUUUCUCUUGCCGCUGUGGAGGCCUUUACUGCUCGGAGCAUCGUUACGACAAUGCGCACGGGUGUACAUUUGACUACAAAACAAUGGAACGCGAGGAGUUGCGCAAGAACAACCCGGUGGUCGUCAGCGAGAAGAUUCAACGAAUC
This is a messenger RNA of Mesorhabditis belari, 582 nucleotides long. The record is from the annotation of a GenBank genome assembly. Lineage: Eukaryota; Metazoa; Nematoda; Chromadorea; Rhabditida; Rhabditidae.